UCGAAGGCUCCCGCCAACAGCAGUCACUCCACGACAACCGCCAGUCAACGUAAUCCAUCGCUGCAUGAAAAUUCAUCCACUCCCGGUGUCUACUCAGUAAACAUGGCGGAUGCCGAGUUAUCGAGGGCCCUCAGGGAUUUACCGAAUCGUGUGCAGACGUCAAGUAAAAAAGAACGUCAGGAAAUCAUCCAGAAUGUCAUCAGUGUGUUGUCAAACCCAGGUCUCAAUGAGAAGAUUGUCAGUGGUAUAUGCAAGGUGGUAUCGAUCACUCUUCAUCGAUACAGGGACACAGCCUCACAGUCUUAUGUCAGAAAGUUGAUUGCUGAGUUGCUGAAGCACCAACCUGAUGCCACCAUCAAGGGGAUGACGGGGGUUAUUGUAGAGCAGGCGGGGUGGCACCAGAAUGUUGUGCCCACCUGUAGCACAUCGUUAACCGCGUACCAAGCGCUGAAAUGGUCGGCCCUAACGCUCUCCGCACUCUUGAAAACCGCGACAUACGCGACCUCGCCGGACCUUCCGAAGUUACUCGAGUCGCAGGCGCUGCUCUCAGCCGCGUCCCUCGCGUGUGCCCCACGUCCUCUCCCCCCGAAGCUAACAACCCUCCUGACCCAUCUCUGGGGGGCUCUAUCGGCUCCCCAGCUGGUGACCUACACAGAAACCCUGAUCAAUCUGCCGCCCUCCCCAGGUCAAAUAGUCCUGGCGAGUCUCCUCACCAGCCACCUGAUCGCCUCAAACAACGAGGCCCUCGCGGACACCCUGAAGUCCCCGAUAAUAUCAACCCUCAUAAAAACAACGAUAAGCAGUAAAGCAAAGCCCGAUCCUUACCUGUUGACCUCCGCAUCGCCGUUCCUCAAGCGUCUCACUUGCGAGGACUUCAAAUCCCAGAUUCUCCCAGCCCUCCAGAAAGCGAUGCUUCGUAAUCCGGAGAUAAUAAUUCAAUCCGUCGGGCAGAUCCUCUCCCACCUCUCACUGGACCUCUCACCAUACGCUCUGGACCUCUCAAAAUACCUUUUUGCAAAUCUCCACUCGAAGGAGGAUUCAGUUCGCUCGGAGUCGGUGCGCGCGAGCAAGGAACUCUCCCUCAAAUGCUCAGACGCCAAGACCCUGGAGUCCCUCCUGUCCUCCCUCUUCGCGAUAUUCCACGGCUCCGAGGGUAAACUGACCCUCGCCGACCACAAGAUCUCGGUGUUGGAGGGCGCGGGUAACUUGAGUUACAAUUCUGCAAAUGAAAGCGCAUCGGAGAGACUCGCGGAAUCUGCGAUGAUGCAUUUCAUCAAGGUCCUGGACACUGAAGUCCACGAGAAGACCCUCAUUCACGCCCUGGAGAUGCUCAGUCUCUGGUGCGAAAAAUUCAAGGCAGCACCACCACAAGUUCUUGAGGCCUUUAAGAAAGGCAUCAACGCUAAGUCGUCAACAUCUGGCACUCGAAUCGCCUACUUCAAGCUGUUGUUUCACUUGCCGAUGGUGGCAACAUCGGCAACAAUAGCUCCGAUACUAUCGCAAGCGAUCACCAGAGCUGUUCAACAGUCCGCGCAACCAUUAGCAGUUACGGAGAGUCUGAUUGCGUCGCACCUUCUUCUGAAGUUCGUCAUCGCGGGGCAGGUGGAGAAUGAUAAGCAGAGUAUCCUCUGGUCGUCGAUCGAUGACCAGAUCUUCUUCUCGGAUAAGUACCUAGCGUCCCUCAGUGACGAGGAAACCACUUACCAUUUGAUGCAGUUUUGCACACUUCUGAUGUCUAAUUACUCAGACAAAUUGAAUGAGAAGUCGCUGAAUGCGGUGCACCGGGCGGUCAUCAUUUGCCUCGUCUCCCCGAGCUCGACAACGCGAAAGAAAUGUGCGCCACUGAUAACCGGUCUGUUCAGGGAACUGAGCACCUACGAGCCGGGGCUUAAGAGCCUCAUCAAGGAGUUCAACAGAUACGUUAGUCUCGAGAAAGAAUGGAAGGAGGAUUCUGGAACAAAUGAAGCUAAUGGUCGAGCCCUUGCCGAUGGUCUUCUCGCCAUCUGUUCAGCAACAUUCCUCUAUGAGUCAUCAGCUCUUGAGCUCGUUGGAGACGCUCUCAUCCCCGCCCACCAUCCGAUAAUCCUCAAAUCAGUACCGAAUCUGUGGAUGAAGAUCUGUAAACACCAGAAAUUGACUCCAGAAAGCUUUUUCAGCGGCUAUGGAAAUCAGAUUCAAAGGAUCUUCAUUGACAACUACCAACCAACACCAUCUUAUGAAAAUUCUUUGUCAGUUAUUGUCCAACAUUCCGAGAAGAUUGUCCCCGCACUGGUGAAACGAGUGACUGAAGAUCUCAAUGACCCUGAAAUCAUCCAAGUCACGAAAGACGAGUUCUUCACAUAUUUGACGCCCGAGGGAGAGCUCUACGACAAGUCCGUUCUCCCCGGAACCGAUGACAACGACAUCCUCAACUCCAUGAACAUGAAACGCGAAUCUAAAGUCUAUUCCUUUAAGGAACAGCAGGAAGAGCUGCAGCUGCGUCGGGAGUUGUACGAGAAGCGUAAGCGAGAGGGAAAAAUAAAGGAGCAAAAACUAACGCCAAAGCAGGAAGAGGCGAUCAAGGCGCAGGUGACACGUGAGAACGCUAUCAGGAAAAGGUUGAAGGAUCUCAAUGACAAGAUCACGACUGCUGUGUCGAUGGUGAAGGCUGGGCUGACUGGAAACUCUUUCUCAAUGUGCCUGCACUUCAAGGAUCUUCUCCCGAGUCUCUUGAGGAACUUGGACAGUCCACUAGCAGCUCCAGUGAUCACCAAGCUGUACCUCGACCUGAGUAGGACUCUCCAGGUAGACGAUCAGAGCUUGAUAACCCUCGUUGGGCACGUGACGCUGAGACAGCUGGCGCCCCAAUGCGAUUUGGACCCAGCGUGGGACGAGGAGGAGCUUGACAAGGCAAUCAAGAGAACUGUGAACUAUCUCCACACCAUCACUGUCAAGGACAAGCGGCCUCUCAAUGCCCCGGCUUUCUGCUACGUCUUCCCCUUCAUUUCGAGGACGUUUACAACGUGCCAUGAGGAAGGGAUCAUCAUCCAGGAUCUGCAAAUUAUCCAGGAACAUGUGAAACAACGAGCUGACACCGAUCAUGCAAAAGAUCCGAGACAUGCACGAUUACUCCCUAGACGACAGAUGCUGGAUCUCCUUAUUGACCUGAUGAGUACCACGUCAGGUCGGGUACAUUCUCACGCAGUGGCGACCUUCCUGGAUGUGGCGCACUCUGGAAGUGGGGAAAUCGGAGAGAAUGGAAAACAGACGGCUCUCUCCCAGCCCGAUGAGAUCGAUUCUCUUAUCAAUGGUCUUGAAAAUCCAGCGGCGUCUGUCCGUGAUGCUGCUCUACGUGCCCUCAUGAUUGUCAAGAAGAGCUUUCCCACGGCAAAAUCUAAUUAUGAUCAGCUUUUGAGAUUGACGCGUCGUCUGUGGAUCGCCAAGUUCGACGUUUCUGAUGAGAACAAAAUCCUGGCAAAUGACAUAUGGGAGGCAGUGGGCUUCUCCUCAUCGAACGGUGAAAUCCUCUGUGAAGAACUGAUUCCAGAUGUUGCACAUCCCGUUGAACCCAUUCAACAAGCAGUGGCUCAUGCACUUGCUAAUCUCCUCCAGUCAAAUCCUCACCUGCUCCCGAGUAUUCUCGAGAGUCUUCUGAAGUUGUACCAAGAAAAGUUGGCGAUGAUUCCCCCAAAACUUAACGAUUUCGGCCGCGUUGUUGAGCAGCCCAUUGACAUCUGGGGGCCCAGAAGAGGUGUGGCAUUAGCUCUAGCUCAACUAGCCCCACUGCUAACCCCGGAGACCAUCAAUCCACUUAUUCAAUUCUUUGUAUCCACGGGUUUGGGGGACAGAAACUCAUCGGUUCGCCAGGAGAUGUUGACGGCAGCUCUGGCUGCUGUGGAUCUUCAUGGAAAAGCAAAUAUAACCUCGCUCCUCCCAGUUUUCGAAGACUUCAUGGAUAAGGCCCCAAAGAUCGGCAGCUUUGACUCCAUAAAACAGUCCGUUGUUAUUCUCAUGGGCUCCCUAGCACGUCAUCUCGACAAAGACGACACGAGAAUCGAGCCCAUCGUCGGACGUCUCUUAUCGGCCCUUUCAACUCCAUCCCAACAAGUCCAGGAAGCCGUUGCCAACUGUCUCCCACAUCUGGUUCCCUCCAUCAAGGACGAGGCUCCCAAAAUCGUCGACAAACUAAUGGAUGUACUCCUCAAGUCCGACAAAUACGGUGCACGCAAGGGUGCGGCUUAUGGACUCGCGGGGAUCAUAAAAGGAAUGGGAAUCCUCGCCCUGAAACAGCUUGACAUUAUGACGACCCUGACUAAUGCUAUUCAGGAUAAGAAGAACUACAGACAUCGAGAGGGUGCACUCUUCGCCUUCGAGAUGCUCUGUACGAUGUUGGGAAGACUAUUCGAGCCGUAUAUUGUCCACGUUCUCCCCCACCUGCUUCUGUGCUUCGGGGACUCCUCGCAGUAUGUCAGAACCGCAGCAGAUGACACCGCUAGAGUUGUCAUGUCCAAACUAUCUGCCCAUGGUGUCAAGCUAGUUCUACCAUCUCUUCUUGCUGCCCUGGAAGAGGACUCCUGGAGGACGAAAACCGGUUCUGUGGAGCUACUCGGUGCAAUGGCCUACUGCGCACCCAAACAACUCAGUAGUUGUCUCCCCAGUAUUGUUCCCAAGCUGAUUGAAGUCUUGUCGGAUUCUCAUACAAAAGUUCAGGAGGCUGGCGCUGAAGCUCUGAAGGUCAUUGGAUCGGUUAUCAGGAAUCCGGAGAUUCAGGCAAUUGUGCCGGUAUUGUUGAAGGCCCUUCAGGAUCCCUCUCGAAAGACUGCCACAUGUCUUCAGACACUUCUUGACACCCAGUUCGUUCAUUUCAUCGACGCACCAUCACUCGCGUUGAUAAUGCCCGUGGUCCAGCGUGCAUUCAUGGACAGGUCCACCGAGACGAGAAAAAUGGCCGCCCAGAUCAUCGGAAACAUGUAUUCAUUGACAGAUCAGAAGGAUCUGACGCCUUAUCUACCGACAAUCAUUCCGGGGCUGAAGAUGAGUCUUUUGGAUCCUGUUCCGGAAGUGAGAAGUGUCUCCGCAAGGGCAUUGGGAGCAAUGGUUCGAGGAAUGGGCGAGAGCAGUUUCGAGGAUCUUCUCCCGUGGUUGAUGCAGACAUUGACAUCGGAAACGAGCUCGGUAGACAGAUCUGGUGCGGCCCAAGGAUUGUCGGAAGUUGUGAGAGGACUUGGAGUUGAAAAAUUGCACAAGCUGAUGCCUGAGAUCAUCAGCACAGCUGAACGAACGGAUAUCGCGCCCCACGUCAAAGACGGUUAUAUCAUGAUGUUCAUCUACAUGCCGAGUGCCUUCACAUCAGAGUUCACCCCGUACAUUGGACAGAUUAUCAAUCCCAUCUUGAAGGCACUGGCUGAUGAGAACGAAUAUGUCCGAGAAACGGCACUUCGCGCCGGCCAGAGGAUCGUCACACUGUACGCAGACUCGGCGAUUAUGCUGUUGUUACCGGAACUGGAGAAGGGACUGUUCGACGACAACUGGAGGAUUCGAUACUCCUCGGUGCAGCUCCUGGGAGAUCUGCUGUACAGGAUCUCUGGAGUGUCUGGAAAAAUGUCAACGGAGACGGCUAGUGAGGAUGACAAUUUUGGAACUGAACAGUCACAUCUGGCAAUCAUCAAGGCCCUUGGGGCUGAACGGAGAAAUAGAGUUCUCGCUGGUCUGUAUAUGGGACGUUCAGACGUCGCUCUGAUGGUGAGACAAGCUGCUCUUCAUGUCUGGAAGGUCGUUGUGACUAACACACCGAGGACUCUUCGAGAAAUCCUACCGACGUUGUUCAGUCUGUUGCUGGGUUGUCUCGCCUCGACUAGCUACGACAAACGACAAGUGGCAGCAAGAACUUUGGGAGACCUGGUGAGGAAGCUCGGUGAGAGGGUUUUACCCGAGAUCAUUCCCAUUUUGGAACGCGGCCUGCAGAGUGAUCAAGCUGAUCAACGCCAGGGUGUUUGCAUUGGGUUAUCUGAGAUAAUGGCAAGCACCAGCAAGGAUAUGGUGCUCACCUUUGUCAAUAGUCUGGUACCAACUGUGAGAAAAGCCCUCUGCGAUCCGCUGCCUGAAGUUAGACAAGCAGCAGCCAAAACAUUUGACAGCCUUCAUUCCACUGUUGGGGUACGUGCUCUAGAUGACAUUUUACCAGCAAUGUUGCAACAGUUGAACUCUAAGGAUCCAGCAAUUGCGGAGAGCACGUUAGAUGGCCUCAGACAAGUAAUGGCUAUCAAAUCCCGUGUCGUCCUUCCAUACCUCGUGCCCCAAUUGACCUCGCCUCCAGUCAAUACAAAAGCUCUCUCGAUCCUCGCUAGUGUGGCUGGUGAGGCCCUCACACGUUUCCUCCACAAGAUUCUCCCAGCCCUCCUCACAGCUCUCUCGACCUCCCAGGGGACUCCCUCGGAGCUUCAAGAGCUUGAGUACUGUCAGACAGUGGUUCUUUCCAUCACCGAUGAGGUUGGUGUUCGUACAGUGAUGGAUCAGCUGAUGGAAGCGACAAAAUCCGAACAUGUUUCUCGUCGUCGGGGCGCUGCCACUCUCCUCUGCGCCUUCUGCAGAGACUCCCGUGCAGAUUACUCACAAUAUGUUCCUCAGCUACUCAGAGGUCUCAUUCAUCUGUUUACGGAUGAUGACAAGGAGGUGUUACAGAAGAGUUGGGAGGCUUUGUCAGCCGUUACCAAGACACUUGAGUCAGAGCAACAGAUAGCGCAUCUUGGGGACAUCCGGCAAGCGGUGCGUUUUGCAGUUUCGGAUCUGAAGGGUCAGGAACUGCUGCCAGGAUUCUGUUUACCCAAGGGCAUCACCCCAAUCCUUCCGAUCUUCAGGGAAGCUAUUUUGAAUGGAUUGCCAGAGGCAAAGGAAGCUGCAGCUCAGGGGUUGGGGGAGGUUAUAAAGCUGACAAGUGCAGCUGCCCUUCAACCAUCGGUUGUUCACAUCACGGGACCUCUUAUCAGGAUCCUGGGAGACAGGUUUAACUGGUCAGUCAAAGCAGCUGUUCUCGAAACUCUCGCCAUUCUCCUGGGAAAAGUCGGGGUGAUGUUGAAGCAAUUCCUACCCCAGUUACAGACGACAUUCCUGAAAGCGUUGAAUGAUAAUAAUCGACAAGUUAGAUUGAAAGCUGCCUUUGCAUUGAGCAAUCUUAUCAUCAUCCACACGAGGGUGGAUCCAUUGUUCGCUGAACUGCAUACAGGUAUCAAGGGAGCCGAUGAUCCUGGAGUUAGGGAGACUAUGCUGCAGGCGUUGAGGGGAGUGUUGACACCAGCUGGAGAUAAGAUGACGGAGACCAUGAGGAAACAGGUGUUUGUGACGCUCAGUGGAAUGCUGGGGCAUCCGGAGGAUAUCACCAGGAGUGCUGUGGCUGGGUGCUAUGGAGCUCUUGUCAGAUGGUUGAGUCCUGAACAAUUAAAUUCCGCAUUCAACGAUAAUCUACUAUCAACUGACGUCAAUUGCGACUGGACAUUGAGACACGGCAGAACAGCCGCCCUUUUUGUGGCCCUUAAGGAAGCCCCCCAGGUAGUUUACACACCGAAGGAACAGGAGAGGGUCUGCAAAUUGAUACUGGGAUGUCUUGCUACUGACAAAGUCCAAGUUGUGAUGAAUGGAAUCCGCGCCUGCGGUUAUCUCUUUAAAUAUCUCAUGCUGGAGGGAGAGAGUAUUCCUCAAGGUGUUCUUGGGCCCUUCGUCAGGUGUAUGAAUAACAAUAGCAAUGAUGUCAAACAACUUAUGGCCAGGGUGUGCAUUCAUCUCGCCAGAAAUGUACCCAGUGAUAAAAUGUCCUUGGAACUCAUGAAGGCUAUUCUACCGAUGUUGGUGAAUGGAACUAAGGAGAAGAAUGGCUAUGUCAAGGCUAACAGCGAAUUAGCACUCAUCGCUGUACUGAGGCUGAAGCAAGGAGAAGAGGAUUAUCAGCGGUACACAGCCCUUCUAGACGCAGGUGCACGUGAAUCUCUUGCAGAUGUUGUCAGCAAAGUUCUCCGCAAAGUUUUAUCUCAACCCGAGGGAAAAAUCGAAGAAUUGGAUGAUACAUUACUCACCUGAGAGAUAAUAAUAAACUCGAGGCUCAAAAGACCGAAGAAAUCCCGAUUAAAAUAUAAAACAUUAAAGAAUGCAAUUAUUGGACAACUGACGAGAUUGAUAAUUCUGAUGGAAUUGCUCAAUUAUUCAAUUAUCAAAGAUAAUCGUAAUGAAUUUAAUCCAAAGAGAGUCAUAAAGAGAAUUAAUAUUUAUUGUUCACACUUUUCCAUUAAUUAUUUAAUCAAUUAUCUAGGUAAUUAUUCAAUUAAUGAGGGUAGAACAUUGUUUUGGAGAUUUGCAAAGUGGAAAUAUGAAUCGAUUUUUUUUUCGUUGAAUUUGUACUAAUAUGUUGGAAUAAUUGAUUAAAUUAAUUCUGUAGUUAAUUUGUUGAUUUGUUCAGCUGACUUUGAUGUUGAUAGAUCAAUUAUUCAAUCUGUUUAUUGAUUGAUUGAAUAAUUAGAGGUUUUUACAUUUUUAUAAACCACUUUUUUUAAUUUUGUAAAUUGAGAAAUUAAUGGAAAAGCCGAUGAAUAAUUGACUUUCGGAGAUAAUUAACGGUGGAGCCUCGGGAAUUAUUAACAGUCGUUCUCAUUAAUAUUCAACAUUUUUUAAAACAUUUGUAAAACGGCCCUACGUCACUGUAAUUCAUGUGUAAUUGAAUAAUUGUGAAUUAGUUGAGGUAUUAAUGAGAAAUCAAAUGUGUUAUACGUUUGUGAGAGUGGAGAACUGAUUGAGAGUCAUAUUAUACAUAAUAGGAUAAAGUCGAA
Molecule: messenger RNA, 8792 nt
Organism: Diachasmimorpha longicaudata
Lineage: Eukaryota; Metazoa; Arthropoda; Insecta; Hymenoptera; Braconidae
Gene: l(3)80Fj
Product: stalled ribosome sensor GCN1
Exons: 6
Coding region: 103-8049 (2648 amino acids)
Biological process (GO): regulation of translation; cellular response to amino acid starvation
Cellular component (GO): cytosol
Molecular function (GO): protein kinase regulator activity; protein binding
Source: RefSeq, a predicted model, not a curated record